GAGCUCCUCACACCUAAGCUCCGCACCCACCGGGUCCGCACGUGCCCGGCGUCGUCGUCGCCGUCGGGGAUGUCGGCGCUGGAGUGGUACGCCCACAAGGCCCUGGGCGACGGCAUCUUCUGGAUCCAGGAGCGCUUCUACGAGUCCGGCCACCGCGCCAACAUCUGGCUGGUGCGCGGCUCCCGGCAGGACGUGCUCAUCGACGCGGGGCUGGGCCUCAGGAGCCUCCCCGACUACCUGCGGGACGCCGGCCUCCUCGGGGACCCCGCCGGGGACCCGGCCGGGGACGGCGGCGAGGCCCGGGCCCGGCGGCCGCUGCUGGCCGUGGCCACCCACGUGCACUUCGACCACGCCGGCGGGCUCCACCAGUUCGAGCGGGUGGCCGUGCACGGCGCCGAGGCCCAGGCGCUGGCCCGGGGGGACAACUUCGAGGCGGUCACUUGGCUGCCCGGCCGCCACGUGGGCCGCGCGCCCGGCCCCGGCUGGACGGCCCGAGCCUUCCGAGUCCGGCCCGUCCGGCCCACCCACAUCCUGCACGACGGUGAUGUCAUCAGCCUCGGUGACAGACAGCUCACGGUUAUGCACAUGCCUGGUCACUCCAGGGGGAGUAUUUGCUUGCACGACAAAGACCGGAAGAUACUGUUCAGCGGAGACGUGGUCUACGACGGCUCGAUGAUCGACUGGCUCCCGUAUAGCAAAAUCAGCGACUACGUCAGAAGCUGCGAGCGUCUUCUAGAGUUAGUGGACCGGGGUCUCGUAGAAAAGGUUCUUCCCGGGCACUUCAACACUUUUGGGGCUGAGAGGCUUUUUCGAUUAGCCUCCAACUACAUUUCCAAAGCCGGAAUAUGUCACAGAGUCUCUACUUGUGCUAUGAGGUCCCUGGCGAGUUUAGCCCUCCGCGUGACAAACUCCCGACACACUCCUUAAGUGGAGUACCCCUGCUUCACUAAAUGGUCAGUGGUUGAGUCUCUUCAAUGGCUUCUGAUAAGCAAGUUGGAAAAAUUGCUCUUAUGGUGUUAAAAAGUCCGAGACUCAACAGGCCCCACAAAAGUAUUUAUUUAUUUUUCCAUGAGACAAGAAACCACUAAAAUAAGCUAGUAUCUUGCCAGAGCUCCUGCCUUUCGAUACUUUUUAGUUGGGGGCAGGAGAAAGUUGGAAAGGGAAGAUCAGAAUUGUACCACGUUUACUGGUCAAAGAUUCAUUUAUUCCCCCUAAGGUUCAAGAUGCCUCAGUUGAAACACAAGGUUUAUGUUUGAACUCCAAACUUAACAUCCUUACUGUGUCAAGAAGCUGAAUUUGGUUUCUUCACUCUCUAAUAUUUUCACUAUCUAGAAAUGCCAUCCAACUCUCAGUGUUCAGUUUAAAGCAACAGCAGUACCAUUCCAUGGCUAUUCCUAGUAUUGGAUUCAUGUAUGCUGCACUUUAUUCUUCAUGCAAUUCUGUGAAGUGUAUGUGCGUCACAUUUUUGAAAAACAAAGCACAUUGAUGUUUAAUGCAAAGCUUUAAAAACAGCAGAAGUGCUUGAGUCAAAUGGUGGAAUGUAGUGUUCACUUCAGCUUUAGUAUUUUUCAAACAAAGUAAGAUUUCAAGUGCAUAAUUAACCUGCAAUCUAGGUUCUUUGAAAGGAUACUGUCAGGCAAGCUUCAAAAUAUAGGUGCAAUAUUUGAGUAAUUAUUUUCAAAGCUACAAUCAAGAUUACUCUAUCAAUAACAACCUCACUGGUUAUGUAACAUUUCACACUGCCAAAGCAACUCUUUUAGGUGCCCCAGAAGAAAAUUGCAUCUUGUCUUCUUGACCUCCUAGAGUAUCCUACAAAGAAAGAAACCCAAGACUUGCAAUGAUUGCCUUGUUCUCUCAAGGCCCAAACAACAGAAACUCACAUUUUGAAGUGGAAGCUGGGUAUUGGCACGGAGUCCUUUAUCUCUCUUCCAUUCCUUCUUUGUUCUGGGUAGUCAGUUCUGCCAUUACAUGUGCUUUCACUCCCUGUGUCGGUUAGAACACGAUGGUGGAAAUUAAGGAAUUUGUGUGUGUGUGUAUAUCUGGAAAGAAUGGGAUGUGGUGUCGGAAGAAACUUGUGCACAUGUAUCUGAACACGGGGUGAGGGCUAAAAACUGGAUUUCCUUUAACGGGAAUUCUUCAAGAAUGCAUAUCCUUGAUAUGUAGAACUGACUUACUUGGAAAAUCGUACAGGGGAAAAGGAAGCCAUUCUGUAUCCUUCAGAACUGUUUCCUAGAAGACCCUUUUCCUUGGAACCCAGAACACUGCUCAGCUACAGACUGGAAUUGUAUCUUUCCUAAGGUGGCUUUUCCACUGGGUGAGCCUUAAAUUUUUAACCUAUGUCAUUGAGAGUGUAGCGUUGUGGAAGCGGCAUUCCAAUUUAUUUAAACUGGGUCUUAAACAGUUCUGCCAUUACACGUGCUUUCACUCCCUGUGUCGGUUAGAACACGAUGGUGGAAAUUAAGGAAUGUGUGUGUGUGUUUAUCUGGAAAGAAUGGGAUGUGGUGUCAGAAGAAACUUGUGCACAUGUAUCUGAACACGGGGUGAGGGCUAAAACCUGGAUUUCCUUUAACGGGAAUUCUUCAAGAAUGCAUAUCCUUGAUAUGUAGAACUGACUUACUUGGAAAAUCGUACAGGGGAAAAGGAAGCCAUUCUGUAUCCUUCAGAACUGUUUCCUAGAAGACCCUUUUCCUUGGAAUCCAGAACCCUGCUCAGCUACAGACUGGAAUUGUAUCUUUCCUAAGGUGGCUUUUCCAUUGGGUGAGCCUUACAUUUUUAACCUAUGUCACUGAGAGUGUAGCGUUGUGGAAGCGGCAUUCCAAUUUAUUUAAACUGGGUCUUAAACAGGCAAUUUUAUAAUAUCAGAAAAUGGAUAACCUCGAUAUUCAAGUCCUUUUCAGAUUAGAGGCCAUUCUGAGGAACACUUGGCGUUUGCCUCUAGCCUUAAGUAGGAGCUGCACUAAAUUUCAGUGCCUGGGGAGAGAGGGAGAAUGUUUUUUUGAAAAUCACAAGAAAUAUUUUUAUGAUUUAAAAAAUGAGUCACGAAGCUAGCUUGUCUGCAUUUACACCAUAUAAACAGUGGCAUCCCACACUUAAAUAUACGGAUUGUAGCAUUUUUGCUCCUGGUUUAACCUAAACUAUGGAAAAGCUAAUUCAUCAUGAACUUGAUGUAAACUGUCCUGUUUGUCUUUACAGGUCAAGCUGAGUUGUGCCUAAAGUAAAAUAUGUUGAUUAUAAAACCGAAGUGUUUUUAAAAUACAGAUGAGAAAGUUAAAAUAUACAUAUUUUUUACCCUGACAGUGACCCUUUAACUCUGAUGAUGCAGUUUAUUUUCCGUAAAGUGUUAAAUUGAGGUUGAGUUCUAAGUUGCCUAACUUGAAGCUAUCUAGGAUGUGUUUUUAGUGUGUAUAUGGCCAGUGCUUCACCUUUGGUCGUUUAAGUUUCUUAAUUGCUGCUUUUCAUUAAGAGGUAAAAAGAAUACCUAAGUAUUUAUAUGUUUUAUCUAUUAACUGUGAACAAAACGUCCCUGAUGUUUAAGUAAAAUUGUACAUCAUCUUUGUUCUUACUUGGAUGGUAAUAAAUGUGUAAUA
Messenger RNA from Tachyglossus aculeatus (Australian echidna), 3587 nucleotides. RefSeq names its product metallo-beta-lactamase domain containing 2 (gene MBLAC2). The record is from RefSeq and is a predicted model, not a curated record. The transcript is spliced from 2 exons. NCBI's taxonomy places the organism in Eukaryota, Metazoa, Chordata, Mammalia, Monotremata, Tachyglossidae. Bases 70 to 927 code for a protein of 285 amino acids.